UCUAGUUCUCAUUUUUUCUAAUUCGAGUUUCCAUCGAGCCAACUGCUUCGUCAAAGCCUUCCGUUAAAAUCUCUCUGUAGCUUUGAGAGAGAUUUCGUGCAGAAGAUAUUCGUCUUCAGUCGUUCCGAGUGGUUCUCGCCGCAGGCUCGUUUGCUUUCAAAAUGAACGCUGCGCACCAUUUGACGGAGGAGCAAGCGGCCAAGCGCCGGAAGCUCCAAAAGUCUUUGACCGAAGACGUCACCGACAAGAUCUUGCGCAACCCAGUCUUAUCCUGGAUCGUGCCAGAGAAGGCGGUAUUCAUAUUUUUUCUAAACCAGUAGAGACCUGGGGAGAAGCUUUUACUUUUUUGCUGUAGAGUUCAAAUAGCGUUGUAGUUGCAUUGAUUUCUUUCUUUCCUCAAUCCUUUCCGUCAUAAAAUCAGUAGAGCUUUCUUCUUGGGUACUUGGUAUUUAUCCAAGCCAGUUGCUGUCUGUCUUCUCGACGAAUCGCUUCUCUUUUCACAGGAGCACCUCAACGUGACGAACGCUCUGAAGCGUGUGGUGAAGGUCCACAAGUACCGUCAGACGACUAUUGUAGCCUCGAUCGAGGGAAUCGCGAAUGGCAGCAUCCACAUGGACGAUAUGAGCGAGGACGAGAAGACCAUUAGGUCCGCUUUUCUCAAGCUCGGAGCAUUGAUGUUGAUGAUGCUCGGUGAGAGCGAGACCCGCAAGAUGGUGACCUGCGUGGUUCGCUGGAAGGAUACGAUUGCGGCUUCUACCUGGCAACGCAUUCACGUACUUUUCUCUCAUUUCUUGACUCUCGUAUUGGUUUUAAUAGGACGAGUGGACUCCUGGUUGUAGUGUUCUUCAACAUUGUGCAACAGUCUCGCGGUCGUAUAUCCUAAACAAAGGCCAGAGAUUAUUUUCGUCAUAUCGCAAAACAUAGUCACCAUGGAAAUCGUUUUCAUUUCUUCUUUCAUCAUUUACCCUGCGCACACUCGUCACGACAGACUUUGCUUCGCCGUAAAUGCGACCUCCUGACGUCCGCGCAGCAGGCUUUUGCGACGAUUGAGGAACUGCAAAAGGUGGCUAAGAACCACCCCGACCAGCUGAACGAGUGUGAAUAUCAUGCAGUGGUGGCAUACUGCAAAGGGGUGGCUCGUGACCGAAAGAGCGAGUCUGUGGAGUUGAGGAACAAAACGCCAGUGAUGAUCGCAGACUGGUUCAGAUUUCUCAUGCAAUUGCUUAUGAUAGUACUUGCGUGCUGGAGACCUCGGGCUAUCUUUUUGCACAACUAAGUCGGUCAAAGUUGUAGGCUUUUCUCUAGGAGUUCAAAAUGCUUAGAGAUUGAUCAGCUUAAAUCAACGCAAUCGAUUGCAAACACCGACCAUCGGGCAGAGUUCUUCACGUUUCUCUGAAUUGUCAACACAGGAACGAGAAGCACCAAUCGAUCUUCGGGGGAACCUUUCCGACUCUUCUGAAAUUCAGAGACGAGAUCAACAACUGUGUGACCAUGUCCAUUACGUACGACGACUUGAUUGGGCGCUUGCGCCAGCAAGGCAACGGCCCAAUUCGCGACAAUGCGCCAGAAAACAACUCCGCGUGGUACAUCUGGUCGAAAACCGUGAAGGUACUAGCUUUUCUGUCUAUUUUUUCGGAUGAUCUUGAAAAUUCAAGUCGUUGCUUCUUUCUUCGCCUCAUGUUCUACUCGAUUAUCACAGAUGCUGGAGGAUGCGCAGCUUGAAGUUGUGGCGCAGGCUUUCAAACGCGCGCUCUUGUGCUUGUUCAACACCACGAACGACCCGGGCCUUCACCCGGCCACUCUGUCAACCUAUGCCGCUAAGCUGAAACCGGUCUACGACAAGCAGCUGAUGCGCGACUGCUUCGAGGCGCUGAGUCGCAACGUCACCGACUUGGCUACCUGGGUACUUUCUAGAGCUUACACCUGUUUCGGUAAUGUUCGUCUAGAGGGUUUCGAGGUUUGAAGAUUUUCUUGCAAUUUUAGCAACAGAACCUCAAAAAUUGAUGCUGUUUGUCACAAGAAUCUUGGUAGUUUUCGCCAUGGAGAUGAGAGAGAUACACCUUCAGUCAUUUCCUCACUUCUUUGCACAUUGCUGUGCUGUAGUUUUCUCCUACCCUUUCUCCAGGUGGACGACGGCAUGCGCAACGGUCUCUGUCGUGUUUGCGAGUAUUUUACCGAUGAAAACGUGGCAAUCCCGGUGCAGAUUCGUGUCAUGCGUACUACCAUGGAGAACGUUCGUGUCGCCUAUCAGCAGGGAGGUCACACGAGCAAGAAGGGCACGUCCUUCUUGAAGGACCACGCUUCUCAGCCGUUUAUCGCGCUAGUGAAGGCGCAGAUGCAGUCGGAGGCAGUACGCGAGCACAACGAGACGGUUGACGCGCUUGCCAUCUUGGCCGAAUACCUCAAUGAUGAGCAUGCGAGUCCCUUCAACGCUCCCGCGGUGACCCAUUGGAAGGCCAAAUUCAAGGUCACUCAGCCGAAGACCUGCGUCGAACGCAUCAACACUCUGGUGCACUUCUUGGAGAAGUUCACAGGCGGCGCACCCAUCGGUGAUCAAGAUCCAGCGAAAGCCUGCGGAUACCGCGAUGACAUCGAGCCACUCCUCAGGGAGCACUCUUUGUUGGACGGACCUUUGAGAGCCUUUCUCAAAGCGUGGGUCACGAGCCGCGACAGAGUUGCUGUCAACGUCUGCGAGAACGCUAUCGCUACUGGUAUGAAGAUACUUAGUCUAAUCGUUGUAGUCAUAAGUCUCCGGGUACUAGAGUUCCUGUCAUGACCAAGCAAGUAUCUUCGUGUCUACUACUGGGCUUGCUUAUUAACCUCUGGUCGACCAUUCUUUUCCAGGUACCAAAGCUGACGCCGAAAUCGGAUUCGCUGCCCUCUCGGAUACUUGGCAUGACCUUGCCCCUCAAGUCCAAAACGAUUUUGCAACUCGAAUCGCCAAGAUGGGAGCUGCGCAAGCCCAACAAGGUCCCCCGCAGGUCGCUGCAGCAGACAACAGCUUCUAA
Messenger RNA from Amoebophrya sp. A25, 3008 nucleotides. NCBI's taxonomy places the organism in Eukaryota, Dinophyceae, Syndiniales, Amoebophryaceae. The record is from the annotation of a GenBank genome assembly.